Molecule: messenger RNA, 2703 nt
Organism: Saccharomyces eubayanus
Lineage: Eukaryota; Fungi; Ascomycota; Saccharomycetes; Saccharomycetales; Saccharomycetaceae
Exons: 1
Coding region: 1-2703 (900 amino acids)
Source: RefSeq, a predicted model, not a curated record
AUGUGCUCCACUAAGGACGCAAAGAAUACUGAGAACAAAAAUGAUAAGAGCUCAACAAGUGUUCCUAGCAACAAAUUUGCAAAUUUAAAACCACAUGAUUAUUGUACGGGUCCGGGAUCAGUCACCACUGAACACAAAAACAACGACAAAGAAAAAGGGAAGCAGGAAAAGGAGAACAAAGAUGGAACCCCUCAUUCAAAUGCUUCUGCAGAAUCACGCUCUCCGCAAGUCAGCCAUCAUUCUGAGAAAUUCCCCUCUUUUGAUUCACCUUUACAUUUUCCAAGCCUGAGGCUGCCAGAUGACUUGUUAUCAAACACGUCAAGAAGAUCAUCAGAUUCCACAGCAUCAUCUUCUGUAUCCAGACUAAAACCUGUCCAGAUUUCCAAAGCUGCUUUGCACCCUUGUCAUAUAACGAAUAAACUGGACAGUAGAGACGGAACUCCGGGGGUUGAGUCGAGGGCAAACCCCUCAUCUGACUCCUCUACACCUCGAUUCAUCGUAUCCAAUAUGGUCGGGAAUGGUCGUGGAGGAGGCGGCCUACAUGGCGCUACCUCAAACGUUGUUCAAAAACUUCACUCCAGGAAAAGAUGGGACUGGAACAGCUUGCCAAACUCUGAUUCCUCUCUUUUAAUUAGAUCAGCCUCAGGAAACCAUAAUUUCAUUAAUAUUUGCAUAGACGGUGAAUUCAAACAAAUAAAGUACGAUCCGAAUCAUAAUGAGCUCUUUAAUAGAAUGGACCUUUUCCUAUCUUUUAAUAUGGAUUCUUCGCCAAAAGAUUCACUAAUUUUUGCUAAAAAAAGGUUGAAUUCAUACAUUGAAUUUUUAACAACAUACCUAAAGUCCAGAAAAUACGCAUUUGAGUGUUAUCCAUUUAACAUUGAAAGCAUCAUAAGCAUCGAAACUGAAGUUAAAUCUUUCCCGUCGUUUGACCCAUCAAAGGACUAUUCUGAGAUUGAAUCGCUUAUUCAAUUAUGGCUGGCCCAGGCCCAGAAGUUUUUAUUACAAUCAAACUCGUUUUUUUUUUCAUCUGAAGUGGUACAGGAAUUAAUCAAAAGGAAACCAACUACAAGGCAACAUUCCAAUCCUAUAAUCAGUUCGACCAGCAAUAAACUCAGUGAUCCCACAUUAUAUAUUCAACAACUAGAUAUAGAGCAAAACUCCCCGAGACCAGUAUUAUCGGAUCCAUUAGAUGAAAUUGACAUUUUGCUAAUAAGACCACUGCAUAAAACCCUGGCAGGUUGGCAGCUAGCUUACGACGAGCCAAGCUUAAACAUUGCGGACUUCCCAUUGGAUUUGUCUCCCUUGAUGGUUGACAAUGGCAACAAAGAUACUCAAAACAAGAGAACAGAUGACAAUAGUGACCUGCCUGAAGAUUUGACGAAUUUGCAGAAUUAUUUCCCCAGGAAAGGCUCCAAAGUAAAAAUUGUUUCCGAUGAGCGAGAAAUCAUUGAGUUAAACUCUUCCAACGCUUCAGAAUAUAUGUUUGAUUGCAUGAAUAGAAAAUUUUUUACUAAUGACGCAAAAGAGCGUAUUUUGAGAAACAACUUUAAUCAAGGCAUUGAUGAAGAUUACUCAAAUGAUCCAUUUGCUUCAACUAGAUCUUUAUCAUUACCAUCCUCAGCGGCAGAAAUAAGCAAGAGAAAGAAAAGUCCCGCCAAGGGCAACAAAAAAUCAGGGUUUGUUAAUUUUUUUAAGAGAAAACACUCCCAAUUCGCAUCGACUUCCCAUGCUACGAGUCCUUCAACUUCGCCUAACAUAUCUUCUUCUUCUUCCCCAAAGAUGCAACCACAAUCACACCUUCCUAGCAAUUUCCGGGCAGACAAAGUCCAUCAUACCAAGUCAACCAGUCAAACACUUCAGAACGAAUGGCUAGAAAACUUUUUUUGCCGAACCUUGAAUAACUAUAAAGAAAUUGAUUUGCCAACACAAUUUAUCCUGCCAAAGGAAAUCAAGAAUCCUUUGAAUUCACAGCCCCAAUCCCAAGGCGAGUCACUUAUAUCAUCACCAGCUUCUACUGAUACAGAAGACAUUGUUCCAAAUGAAGGAUUAGAUAGAGCAAAGAGUGCAGCCACCUACGGCAAAGAAUAUCUACAAUUAAGAUUACCAUUCGCUUCUGAUACUAUACCUGCCGUAAUAUGCCCUUGGGUUUGGACAAGUUUAAGUUAUUAUAAAUGGAAGGCUCUACUGAGGGAGAUAUACAGGUCAAUUAUUCCUGGCGGUUACGCUCUUGCAAUUGUUCCAGACUUAAGAAUAUCGAAUACCUACUAUAAUGCAAAUCCUGGCAAUGACGACACUAAUAAUGCUGGAGAUGAGUUUUUGACAACAAAAGAAAGAGAAAAGACAUUCGAUGCUAUGUCUAUUGAUGCAAUCAACAAAGRUCUUCACAUUCAUCCAACCAAGCACUUAACGAAAACAUUUAAAGACGUAGGGUUUACAGGGAUUAAAUCUUCAGUUCUAAGCUUAAAAACUGGUGACCUUAAAACAGAUAUGGGGUUUUUAAAUGAACUCAACUCAUUAAAUGCUUGGGAUCAUAUGUUAAGGAAGCAACUGCCAGAUAGUAGCACUCCUCCAAAAGAUACCGAUCCUUCCACUCUUUUUCAACGAUAUGUGGAAGAACAUAUGGGAAAAAUUGACAACAAUUCUGGUUGCUUCAGAACCUUAUACGUUGUGGCACAAAAACCAAAGCAGCCAUACACGAAGUAA